AUGUCUCACACCAUUUUGCUGGUACAGCCUACCAAGAGGCCAGAAGGCAGGACUUAUGCAGACUAUGAGUCUGUGAAUGAGUGCAUGGAAGGUGUUUGUAAGAUGUACGAAGAACAUCUGAAAAGAAUGAAUCCCAACUGCCCCUCCAUCACAUACGAUAUCAGUCAGUUGUUUGAUUUUAUUGAUGAUCUGGCAGAUCUCAGCUGUCUUGUUUACCGAGCUGAUACACAGACGUACCAGCCUUAUAACAAAGACUGGAUCAAAGAGAAGAUCUACGUGUUCCUUCGUCCACAGGCCCAACAAGCUGGGAAGUAG
This is a messenger RNA of Arvicola amphibius (Eurasian water vole), 315 nucleotides long. RefSeq names its product enhancer of rudimentary homolog. Lineage: Eukaryota; Metazoa; Chordata; Mammalia; Rodentia; Cricetidae. The transcript has a single exon. The record is from RefSeq and is a predicted model, not a curated record. Bases 1 to 315 code for a protein of 104 amino acids.